CUGCCGGUUGGAGAAAUAUAAAGUCUUGCUUUUGUUCAAAAAUAAAUACGUUUUAUAACCAAGAUUUUUUUUAUCUAUGAUAAAUUGUUCUAUUAACGCAGAAAAACAAAGUACUAAACACAAAGUAUCAAUUUUGGCCAGGGUUAGAGACUAUUGCAAUCACUAUAAAACGAAGAAGAACAUAUACAUUUGACAGAUAAUAAUCAAUUCAAAUUGUUAGGUUGGUUUAGUUUAUGUUAAGUAAAAAUAUUAUAAAAUGGAGGAAAUAAACGUUGAAGAAAUGGAUUUAUAUGAAAUAUUAGACAUAUCCCCCGGUGCAGAAAAUGUCGAUAUAAAAAAGGCUUACAGGAAAAAAGCAUUACAGUGCCAUCCAGAUAAAAAUCCUAAUGACCCUGGUGCUGCUAAAAAGUUUCAUCAGUUAUCUAAAAUAUUGGAAAUUUUAACUGAUCAAGGGGCUCGCGCGGCAUAUGAUAAAGUUCUAAAAGGGAGAAAAGAAGCUGCCGUACGACAUAAAGAACUAGAUGGUAAGAGACGAAAGCUCAAAGAGGAUCUAGAGGCAAGAGAGAGACAAGCUCAAAAAAAAGUAUUUGAUGCAAAAACAGCAGAUCAAAAGUUAAAAGAAGAAAUUGAGAGACUCAGGAAAGAAGGUUCAAGGGAAGUAGAAGAAGAAAUUCUUAAUGUUCUAAAUACUAUUAAUGAAGAAUGUAAUGCAAAAAAAUGUGAUGGUUCUAAUCACAGAGUUAAAAUUAAAUGGUCAGCUCUUAAAAGUGAUACAAAUAAUGGAGGAUACACACAAGAAAUGUUGCAUAGAUUUCUGUCCAAGUAUGGAGAUAUUCAAGGAUUAGUUGUUUCUUCUAAAAGAAAUGGAAGUGCCCUGGUUGAGUUUAGAGAUAAAAAUGCUGCUCAAAUGGCAGUUGAUUUUGAACUGGGAUUGUCACAAAAUCCCCUUAAGCUUGAGUGGGUCAACUUACCGCCAACGAGCAAGUCAAGCAAUUUGGUAAAAGACUCUGAUUUUGAAAGUGUAACAUUAAUGAAAUUGAGGCAAGCAGAAGAAAGAAAGAGACUAAUAGCGCAAAUGAUGGAGGCAGACAGGGAAAGCUAAGAAUUUAAAAAACUAGAAAUGAACAAGAACAAUUUGUUAAUAGUGUAGUUUUCAUUACUGAGACACAGUACUUUACCUAGAUGUUGGAGGUUAAAAGCUAGAUAGCCUUAUAUUUAAUCUGUUUUUAAUAAAAGUUUUUUAAAUGACUAUUUUAUAAAAUUGUAAUUGUAAUUUGCAAUUAUUUUUUGGAAGGGACUUCCAAAUAAAA
Molecule: messenger RNA, 1310 nt
Organism: Cylas formicarius (sweet potato weevil)
Lineage: Eukaryota; Metazoa; Arthropoda; Insecta; Coleoptera; Brentidae
Product: dnaJ homolog subfamily C member 17
Exons: 1
Coding region: 257-1102 (281 amino acids)
Biological process (GO): spliceosomal complex disassembly
Cellular component (GO): spliceosomal complex
Molecular function (GO): RNA binding
Source: RefSeq, a predicted model, not a curated record